Molecule: messenger RNA, 2456 nt
Organism: Phyllopteryx taeniolatus (common seadragon)
Lineage: Eukaryota; Metazoa; Chordata; Actinopteri; Syngnathiformes; Syngnathidae
Product: gastrula zinc finger protein XlCGF57.1-like
Exons: 2
Coding region: 279-2045 (588 amino acids)
Biological process (GO): regulation of transcription by RNA polymerase II
Cellular component (GO): nucleus
Molecular function (GO): DNA-binding transcription factor activity, RNA polymerase II-specific; RNA polymerase II cis-regulatory region sequence-specific DNA binding
Source: RefSeq, a predicted model, not a curated record
UAGAAGAGGCAAGUGUGGUGGACCAGGAAGUGGCAAUGAUUAGUAAGGGGGAAGUUAGAAAGGCAUUAAAGAGGAUGAAAAAUGGAAAGGCAGUUGGUCCUGACGACAUUCCUGUGGAGGUAUGGAAGCAUCUAGGAGAGGUGGCUGUGGAGUUUUUGACCAGCUUGUUCAACAGAAUUCUAGUGCGUGAGAAGAUGGUCAGGAAGUGAAGAAACGGGUCCAAGCAGGUUGGAACGGGUGGAGGAAGGUGUCGUGUGUGUUACGUGACAUCUGCUAGGAUGAAGGGCAAAGUUUAUAAAACAGUGGUGAGAAGGUUGAUGGAUGUCGUGAGGGAAGACAUGAGGGCAGUUGGUGUUCGAGAGGAGGAUGCAGGAGAUAGGCUUACAUGGGAAAGGAUGACGCGUGUGGCGACCCCUAAUGGGACAAGCCCAAAGGAAAAGAUUUAUUUACUUCCCUCCUCCCCGCACCCACAAACACACACACAAGAGCAUUCUGCUUUUCAGCGUAAGUUUGACAACAGUGAACAUCUUCGUCCUGAGCGGCAGGAACCAGAGCCCCCUCACAUCAAAGAGGAAGUGGAGCCCAUUUUGAUAAAAAAAGAGGAGGAAGACGCACGCCCCCACAUCAAACAGGAAGAGGAGGAUAUCACCAAGUCUCCAUCGACUGGUGUGCCUUUGAAGAGUGAAGAUGAAGGUCAAAGUGAGGAGAGCAGAGGGGCGGGGCCUCCAAGCAGCAGGUCAAGUCAACACAUGGCAACAGAAGGUGAUGGAGACCGCUGUGGAGGAUCACAAGCAGACGGCCACUUAGCGCCACUGUCAGAUAGUGACGACAUGACGUCACACUCUACUCACACUGAUGAAGAUGAUGAUGAUGAUGAACAGUCGGAAGGUGAUAUGACAUGUCACACUGACAAAAAACAAUGGAAAUGUUCUCAGUGUGGGAAAACAUUUGCUUAUAAGAGCAUUUUGAAACACCACGUGAGAACCCACACUGGUGAGAAACCUUUUUCCUGCUCAGAUUGCGGUCAAAGGUUCUCUCACAAGGGACACUUGACAAGCCACACAAGAACCCACACUGGUGAGAAGCCUUUUUCCUGCUCAGUUUGUGGUCAAAGAUUCUUUGUGAAGGGAAGCUUAAAAAUACACACAAAAAUUCACACUGGUGAGAAAAAAUUUUCCUGCUCAGUUUGUGGUAAAAGAUUCACUCAGAAGGGAUAUUUAAAAGUACACACGAGAACCCACACUGGUGAGAAACCUUUUUCCUGCUCAGUUUGUGGUCAAAGAUUCUCUGUGAAGGAAAGCUUAAAAAUACACACAAGAACACACACUGGUGAGAAACCUUUUUCCUGCUCCGUUUGUGGUCAAAGAUUCUCUGAAAAGGGAAGCUUAAAAAUACACACAAGAAUGCACACUGGUGAGAAACCCUUUGCCUGCUCAGUUUGUGGGCAAAGAUUCUCUGUGAAGGGAAGCUUAGAAAUACACACGAGAACCCACACUGGUGAGAAACCUUUUUCCUGCUCAGUUUGUGGUCAAAGAUUCACUCGGAAAGGAAACUUAAAAAUACACACAAGAACACACACUGGAGAGAAACCUUUUUCCUGCUCCGUUUGUGGUCAAAGAUUCUCUGUGAAGGGAAGCUUAAAAAUACACACAAGAACUCACACCGGUGAGAAACCUUUGUCCUGCUCAGUUUGUGGUCAAAGAUUCCCUCGGAAGGGAAACUUAACACAACACACAAGAACCCACACUGGUGAGAAACCUUUUUGCUGCUCAGUUUGUGGUCAAAGAUUCUCUCAAAAGGGAAACUUAAAAAUGCACACCAGAACGCACACUGGUAAGAAACCUUUUUCCUGCGCCGUUUGUGGUCAAAGAUUCUCCGUGAAGGGAAGCUUAAAAAUACACACAAGAACUCACACUGGUGAGAAACCUUUUUCCUGCUCCGAUUGUGGUCAACGUUUCUCUUAUAAGUAUCAGGCUAAGACACACAAGUGUGCUGGUGAGAACAGCAGUGAUCAAGAAGCUUUUAAUGAAAAUGUAAAUGUUUAAUAGUAGCCAGUAGUCAUUUUCUAAUCGUUUACUGAUGAAAUAUUUGAUUUUCAACCAGAUUUUGGCCCGUCCACAUUUUGGACAUCAGCCUGUCACAGCCUGACACAUAACGAGCAGGAGCCGAUUACAUUUGCUUAUUGAACUUUUGAAGGUGAGGAGAUUCCACCUGACAGAUACGAUAUAUAAAAUACAUACAGGAAAAAUACCUAAAAUGAACUUGUUUGUGAAAUAUGGACCAUGAAGACCCAUACUUCCUUUAAGCAAUGCAUGCAUUUGGUCAAAUGUUUUUCGUGAUGUCAAUAUCAAAUAAGUGAAUGAUUGACAGAAAUAGACUGUAAAGAAACUGACUUUUGGUGGUAAACUGUAAAGUGUAUAUGUGAUCCUUAAUAAACUACACCUCUUAAAAAGUGA